GGGUAACGCUUGUUCUUACCUCCACAGAGUCUGUAGACGAGGCGACCCCAGAGCUUCCAAAUGAACGACCGGAAGGAAGAUAUGGAAAUCGCGUCCCACUACCGGCACCUGCUGCGGGAGCUCAACGAGCAGAGGCAGCACGGCGUCCUGUGUGACGUCUGUGUGGUCGUGGAGGGCAAGGUCUUCAAGGCGCACAAGAACGUACUGCUGGGCAGCAGCCGCUACUUCAAGACGCUCUACUGCCAGGUGCAGAAGACGUCGGAGCAGGCCACGGUCACGCACCUUGACAUCGUCACGGCCCAGGGCUUCAAGGCCAUCAUCGACUUCAUGUACUCAGCGCACCUGGCACUCACCAGCAGGAACGUCAUCGAGGUGAUGUCCGCCGCCAGCUUCCUGCAGAUGACAGACAUCGUGCAAGCAUGCCACGACUUCAUCAAGGCCGCGCUGGACAUCAGCAUCAAGUCCGACGCCUCGGAUGAGCUUGCGGAGUUUGAGAUCGGCGCCUCGUCCAGCAGCAGCACGGAAGCGCUCAUCUCGGCCGUGAUGGCCGGCAGGAGCAUCUCCCCGUGGCUGGCACGGCGAACGAGUCCUGCCAAUUCUUCUGGAGACUCGGCCAUCGCCAGCUGUCACGACGGAGGGAGCAGCUACGGGAAGGAGGACCAGGAGCCCAAGGCCGACGGCUCCGACGACGUUUCCUCGCAGUCCCUGUGGCCUGGAGACGUGGGCUACGGGCCUCUGCGCAUCAAGGAAGAGCAGAUCUCCCCGCCUCAGUACGGAGGGAGUGAGCUGCCUUCUGCCAAGGACAGCGUGGCGCAGAACUCCUUCUCGGAGCAGAGCACUGGCGAUGGCUGGCAGCCCACAGGCCGCAGGAAGAAUCGGAAGAACAAAGAGACUGUCCGGCACAUCACACAGCAGGUGGAGGACGACAGCCGGGCCAGCUCCCCAGUGCCGUCCUUCCUGGCGACGUCAGGGUGGCCGCUCAGCAGCCGAGACUCAAAUGCAGACCUGACCGUCACUGAAGCCAGCAGCUCCGACAGCCGAGGAGAGAGGCCGGAGCUCUAUGCACAGGUCGAGGAGGGUCUCCUGGGAGGAGAAGCCAGCUAUCUGGGCCCUCCCCUCACCCCGGAGAAGGAUGACGCUCUGCACCAGGCCACGGCGGUGGCCAACCUGCGCGCAGCGCUCAUGAGUAAGAACAGCCUGCUGUCGCUCAAGGCGGACGUGCUGGGGGACGACGGCCCGCUGCUGUUGGAGUACUUGCCCCGAGGGGCCCACUCACUGUCCCUGAAUGAGUUCACGGUGAUCAGGAAGAAGUUCAAGUGCCCGUACUGCAGCUUCUCAGCCAUGCACCAGUGCAUCCUCAAGCGCCACAUGCGGUCACACACCGGGGAGCGUCCGUACCCCUGCGAGAUCUGCGGGAAGAAGUUCACGCGGCGUGAGCACAUGAAGCGGCACACACUGGUCCACAGCAAGGACAAGAAGUACGUGUGCAAGGUGUGCAGCCGAGUGUUCAUGUCUGCCGCCAGCGUGGGCAUCCGGCACGGCUCCCGGCGCCACGGUGUGUGUGCCGACUGCGCUGGCCGAGGCAUGGCCGGGCCGCUGGACCACGGCGGCGGGGGCGGCGAGGGCUCCCCAGAGGCGCUGUUCCCAGCUGACGGGCCCUACCUGGAGGACCCCGACGACCCACGAGGGGAGGUGGAGGAGCUGGGCGAGGAUGACGAGGGCCUGGCCACCGAGGACGCGCUGCUGGCAGACGACAAAGAUGAUGAGGACUCGCCUCGGCCCCGCAGCCCCCCCGGGGGCCCCGACAAGGACUUCGCCUGGCUCUCCUAGGCACGCCGCCCACAGGGUUGGUGGCUGCAUCGCUCUGUCCACCAUGUGUGUGUCCGGUGGGUCUCCACUGCAGGGCCGGGGCCACGCCAGCCCCUCCCUCAGCCCUUCCUCCGAUUCUCCCUGAACCCACCCCCCACAAAACCAGCCCUGUGGGCUAAGAAGCAGGUUCAACCCCAGCAAGGGGCGCUCGGGGACCAGACGUGAAGUGAGCUGGGGGUGGGCACAGGGCGGGUUUGAGUGAAGAGAGAGUGUAGUCCUAAGUCUCCAGCAGGUGGUGCGGGUGUGUGAGUGGCCCCCGUGAUGGCCAGCUUAGCUUGGACACGUGACGGCCCUGUGGCCAGGUCCAGUGGGCACUGGGCAGGGUCAUGCGUUGGGACCAGCAGUCCUCAGCCUGAGCAGGUGUGAGAGUUUUGCAGACACCCAGUCAGCCUGGCUGGAGCCCGCCCUCCCCUCCCCCAGCAGCCAGGUCACUGCCUGUGGCUGCAGCCGUGGCCCGUGGCAGCCUGUAGAGUCCAGGUGUGGUGCACAGAGAGCGCUGCCACCCUCUUACCUCUGGGCUUUGGUGCUUUUCACACAACACGGCUGCAGAGCCCUGCUGGAGGCCAAGGCUCCAGGUGCUAUCUUCAGCGGACACAGCCCUGGGGGCUCCUUCCACAAGGGGACCCUCUGCCCGGUGCCCCCGCCUUCAGGUCACACCAGGUUCCCUUUGUGAGGGCCUCGGCUCAGUUGCGUGCACUUCGUUGGAGAGCCUUGGGCUGCUGUGUCCACCCCGGGCUCUUCCCAUCCUGUUCCGUCCAUGGCCCAGCCCGGCCAGUCCUGCUGACCCCUCCUGGACGGGCUGGAGCCAGGGUCCUGCCUUUGCUGCUAACACCGGAGGCGGUGUUCCUAACUGCCGUGUGCUGCUUCCACCCCACCCCCGACGUGGGUCACCAGAUUCUUAAGUAGUCAGAGACAUAUCGAGGUAGCUGCAUAACAUUAUUUGGUUUGGCAUGAUUUUUCUCACUCGACAA
Sapajus apella (tufted capuchin) is the source of this 2840-nucleotide messenger RNA. RefSeq names its product zinc finger and BTB domain containing 46 (gene ZBTB46). Gene Ontology annotation, molecular function: DNA-binding transcription factor activity, RNA polymerase II-specific; protein binding; RNA polymerase II cis-regulatory region sequence-specific DNA binding. NCBI's taxonomy places the organism in Eukaryota, Metazoa, Chordata, Mammalia, Primates, Cebidae. The record is from RefSeq and is a predicted model, not a curated record. Gene Ontology annotation, biological process: regulation of transcription by RNA polymerase II.